AAGCACCAGAAAGCCACGUACCUGAAGCCGGACCGACUGUCAAAAUUGAUCCGCUUGCUUUUUCCUUCCUUCCUCUCCUCUGCCUAAAGUCGUCUGUUGCAGCCUCGAGGUCUCACUCGGGCCCGUGGAUGGCGUCGACUCGUCGGUUCUGCCGCUCCCCCGAUUUACCCGAUUCUCCCUCUGCUUGACCAUGUAUUCCGCCGACACACCACGUCGAAACUCGAGGCGGCGGCCAGAGCUGAACAUCAACACGUCCCCCCAAUCCAACAGGCACCACCGGGACGUCAUCCCGCAGACGCCUCCAUCUCGCAAGCCGCCCGUGUCUGGCAAGCUAAAGCCGACCGCCUCCGCCCGGGCGCUUAGGACGGCCUCCCAGGCGACGAGAGAUGGCCCAGACAUAGAAUCCUUUCUCGACAGCAUUACCCCCGUCGAUCUCUCCAACAAAGAAAAUGACCGUCCCGAACCGUGCCUUCCCAAUUCUCGAGACUCGCACGACCUCUCCCUGCCGCCUCGACAAGUCACCCGAGACUCGCUCGUAGCAAACAUGCUUCUCUCGCUGGACCAGUUCUCAAUGGACCAGUUGCAGUUUGGGGGAUCAUCCAGGCCCACAUACGACGACCCCUCCGGCUAUUCCUCGUUUGGAGGCGAUGACUUUUCCACCUCAAUGACGUACAAUUCAAAAUCCGGCCGGAACAAUGGCCACGGCUACACAUACAGCUCCGACCUGGAGGCAGCAGACGAUUCGAGUAGGAUGUCUAGCCAGCAGUCUCGCGGUCGAAGAAGCAACAGCAGUUCUGGCUUCCAGUCAAGCUUGGGUCGGAUCAAUAGCCUGCGCGAGCCCUCGCAUCAACGAAGCAUACCUGGCACCCCCAGGCCCCUGCACUCUCGGGGAGGAGGCAAGGGGAGCAAGAGCAGCAGCACCAACAGCAUAGACGCCGGUUACGCCCAGGUCUUGGGCAGUCAGCGCUGGGCGGCCCAGGGCUUUGGUAGGUCAUCGAGCUUCGACCGUGUACCGAACAAGCCCUCGCCCAACAAGCCUUCGCCCAACACGCAGUCGCCCUGGCAACUUGAAUUCUCAAACUCCUUCCUGAACGACGAAUACGAUGCUGCUCCAACACCAACGGUCCCCGGCGGGCCGAGGAGGCUUGCAACCGUCCCGUCGCUCCCGGUCCUCCCGCCGCCCCCAGAGCCACCACAGCCAUCUCCUGGCAAAGGGCCCGGUCUCGAGCGGAAACGCAGUACAAGAUCCUCGAGGAGUGCGACUGUCGGGCGGAAGCACGAGUCAAAGAACAUCACCCGCGAUGUACCUCCCCUCCCGACCUUUGACCUGGACUCAGCUCCUGCGCCACAUGUGGGAUACGAGAAGUCCAAAGAGCCUGUGCCCGCCUCGCCAAACAGCGCGUCUCAUCAUACGCUAAGGGAAAAGCCCAGCUUCUUCAGGAGAAUGUUUGGCUCUUCGAAAUCUAACUCGACCAGUCCGCUGCCCCAGUCCUCCUCUUCGCCCUAUGUCUCCUCGCCGUCUAGGGAUGGCUCGGCCAGCAGGUCGCAGCAACACAUACCCUCCCAGAUGAAAUCGCCCUCCGCACCGCCCUCGCGCGAUUCGCACCAUCCGACCACCCCCCAUGUUUUGCAGAAGAAGACAUCGUCCUUCUUUCGCCGGCGGAAAUACUCGCUCACCGAGCCCGAACCGCCUCUCCCCCCGCCCCCGGUUAUAAUACCUCCUGUCACAUUCCCACAGUCGAACGAGAUGCUCUCCCCCAAGCCCGACCCCAGCCCCAUCACGAGCCUGCGCCGCGCCAUGGACCCUUUCUUGAAAGGCAGCCCGACGAGCCCCAAUGCCCUUUCUCCGGGCUUCGCUCCUUUGCCACUCACGCGUGAGCCCACGACUCAAGCGCCUUCCCCCAGGGAGAGCCAGCGGAAGGGCGACGAGGAUCAGCGUAACGUUCGAGGCUUCUCCCCUGACUAUGAGCCAAGCCCCAAGGCGGUGAUACGGGCAGUGGAGGCAGACGGUCCCAUCGAAACCACCCCUGGUCAACAGCCUGUGGACACGCCGACUCGACACCCCCCCGACCCCCCUGGUAUGGGUCGCAGCGGCUCAUUCUUCAACGACAACAGCGACAGCGAGUCAAGUCCCCAACGCCAACAGGUCAAGGAGAGUCGAGACGAGUCGGAUGGCCGGGAGCUGCGUCCAGUCAAUAUGCUAGAUAAGAGGGCUUCAUCUGCGUCAAUGAGAGGCGCGAAGGCUCCAAUGGAUCAAACUGAGGCGAAGGUAACAGUGGCAAAGACUGAGACCCAAGCACCGCCGGACCAGAGUGACACGGGCCGUCGAAGAGGCUCAACCCUUGCCCUCCCAAUCGAGGGCAUCAUGGCCGAUGACAGUCAAAGCGUCUCCAGCUCCAAGCCUGCCGACUGCGAUUCAACCCCCAGGACUGCAGGAGAACUCAAGACAUCCAAAUCCAUUGACGAGCCCGACUUUGUCGUUGGUGACCCGACCGAGGAUGACCGUCAGAAAGCGCAAAGGAUCUAUGACGGAAACGAGGACUUCAUACAGAAGGAGAAGGCGGCGGCAUGGAUGGGCGAAGAAGGGCCCAUUCGCCAACGAACCCUACGGGCCUACAUGGAUCUGUAUGACUUCAAGAACAAGAGCAUCGUCGACAGUCUGAGGCUUGUUUGUGCACGUUUGGUUCUCCGGGCAGAGACCCAACAGGUCGAUCGGAUCCUGGUUGCAUUUGCCACGCAAUGGUGUGACUGCAAUCCCAACCACGGCUUCAAAACGACAGACAUCAUCCACACCAUCUGCUACUCGAUCAUGCUCCUGAAUACUGACCUACACAUGGCCGAUAUCGAGCACAAGAUGACCAGGGGCCAGUUCGUGAAGAACACGAUGACGUCGAUCAGGCACUCGCUCGACGAGUCGGCUCCCCAUGCCCUGGAUCGGCCCUCCAUUUUGACGCCCAAGGGACAGAACCUGGGCGUGGAAGGCGAUCCCCGUACUUCUGCUGACCACGACCGACACAGCAGCUUCCGAUCUUCAUUCAAGCCCCCACCUCGCCCUGACUCCUCCCUGGGUGACGCAUCCACCCAGGCGAAUGGGACAAGCUGCCAGCCCCUGGUCAACGGGCCGUAUGACGGCCCCUUGCGCGGCUGGGAGGUACAGGUCGAGAUUGUGCUGAAGGAUAUUUAUGUCUCGAUUCGCGACGAACGUCUACCGCUGUUUGGCGCAGAGUCGAGCCCGCUCCCCACGCCGGGAGGCUUGUCAGUCAUGGGCAUGCUCAAGCGCACCCCGAGUGUGCUGAGCAAAGCGCCGUCCGAGGGCGUGUCAUCAACGCGUGGAAGGGUAUCCGAGAGCGCCCGGGCAAGCACGUCCAGGUUCUCCAAGAGUCGUUCCCGACAUCGAGCUUUUGGGGGCAACGGGUUCUCGUCAAGCCGAACCAGCUUCGACGACGGCGGGUCGAUCUGGAGCCCGACCGAGUCCUCGGCAACCUGGAGUCGCGCAUCUCUCGGGCGGACUCACACGUCCAUGUCGAUGGACUCGUUCGGCUCUGCACAUCCCCGCGGCGAUUACCAGCAAUCCAUCGGCUUCGCCAAUGCUCUCAGCCAGGCAAUCAUCCGCGAAGACAACCCUGCCGGCUCGUCCUCCGUCCUUUCCGACGAGGUCAAGGCCGUCCAGUUGUUGGAGGACGAGUCGCUCGAACUCGCGGGGCCGCCGUGGGUCAAGGAAGGCAUGAUCAUCCAUAAGCACCACCUCGACGGCAUGGAUAGGAAAGCAAAGGACCGCAACUGGUCUGAGGUCUUCGCUGUUGUCCAAAAGGGACAGAUGGGCCUCUUCUCAUUCACGCCCAACAAGUCUCUUCGCAACAAGAGCCGGUCGCGACUGCAUGGUGGGGCACUACCCAAGGGUGCUGUCGUGGGCGGCGGUAAUUGGCAGGAGAAUGCCACCAAUCUGGGCACCUUCUCUCUGCGCCAGGCACUGGCCUCCGCCCUGCCGACGCCCGGUUAUUCUCGGCAGCGGCCUCAUGUCUGGGCUCUCUCCCUGCCGACCGGAGCUGUCCACCUCUUCCAGGUCGGCACGCCGGAGAUCAGCAAGGAGUUCGUCAGCACGGCGAAUUAUUGGAGCGCUCGGCUGAGCACGCACCCGCUCGUUGGGGGCAUCUCCAACAUCGAAUACGGGUGGAGCGAGGCCAUCGUCAACAACGCGCUCGUGGCGGCGAUCAAUGAGAGCUCGGGAAAUCUCAGCGGGCGGCCGGAGACCGGAAGGAGCAGCCUGAAGGGCCACUCGCGAUCGGGCAGCGCGACAAACGCGGGCUCGGUGGGGAUGGCCAUCAGGACGUCGCUCCAGAGCCGCGGAAGCAUCCGGUCGGGCAGCUUCGACUUUGGGCGGCCGAGCAGCGGCAGCAGCGGGGCGCUGGGCAGCAUGGGGAUGGCGCCCGGGUCGGGGUCGCGGCACGCCAAGCUCCCCGGCGACAGGGUGCACAUCGCCGAGUGGGCGCCGCCGACGCAGAGCAUGCGGCCCAGCAACCUGGGGGAGCGCGAGCAGCUCGAGACGCUGAUGGGCUACGUCAGGGGCAUAGAGGAGGAGCUGCAGGCGCACAACGCGCUGCGCAGCCCCAUGCUCCUCGCCUUCACGCCGCGGAGCGCCAACCACGGCAAGGCCAUGGCCAACUGGCAGCGCAAGAGCGAGUAUCUGCUCCGCGAGAUCGUCAAGUUCAGGACCUACGUCGACGCGCUACGGGCCGCCGACGGCCGCAAGACGGAGAUCUACCACGAGAGGGAGACGGCGAGGCGCGCCGCCAGGGGCGAGGAGGUGGCCACCCUCGCCAGCGACCGCAGUAGCUUGGACGGGGGCGAGGCGAACGCGGAUGCGGACGCGGGUGAUGGUGAGGGCACCGAAGGCGACGAGACUCUCCGACCCCAGUAGUGACUCUGGUCGUGAUUCUUUUCUCUCUUUCCAUGUAACAAACUUUUGUCGGCACAACUUUUCUGGUCAUCGAUCGACGUGGACGGCGAGGCGAUCAAAGUACGGGAGGAGGGGAAACCAUGUCAUGGGAGUUGGUGCAUGGGCGGGUGAAACUGGCAAGAGGCGUUUGCUUCGACGCGCAACAAACACACGCACACUACAGUCACAGGCGCACACAUACACGCUCGCACGCACCCAUGCACGCGUACACACACGCACAUGACGGUGUAGAUUAUUGGUUGUUUUUAUACGAGCUGGAGCGGACUUGCACGCGUUGCCUUGCUUUUUCUUGAUACCCGACAGCUGUUUAUAAUGAAUCUAUCUUCUCUCUCUGGAUCUUUCAGGCUAUCGUGCUAUCCCCCGCAAGUGAAGUAAGGGCUUGAUGCUUAUGCGAGGUCGGAUACGUUAA
This is a messenger RNA of Phialemonium atrogriseum, 5366 nucleotides long. RefSeq lists its product as uncharacterized. NCBI's taxonomy places the organism in Eukaryota, Fungi, Ascomycota, Sordariomycetes, Cephalothecales, Cephalothecaceae. Gene Ontology annotation, biological process: regulation of ARF protein signal transduction. Gene Ontology annotation, molecular function: guanyl-nucleotide exchange factor activity. The record is from RefSeq and is a predicted model, not a curated record. The transcript has 2 exons. Bases 191 to 4918 code for a protein of 1575 amino acids.